AACACAAAAUAAUUGUGUUUGGUGUUUUUAGAAUUGUCUCGAUGAGCACUAGCUGUUUGUGGAUAGAAAAGUACAGUCAGCGAUAAAAUCUUACACCAAAAAUGAAGUUUUUGCCAAAACUUAUUAUACACCGUGUUUUUUCUGAUUCCCGGGCAUAUGCUCAAUUGCUCAUAUUAAGAGCCCCCGGCAAACUCGGUCGAAUUUCACCUCCCCAUACAAACGGAGUUUGGUUCUCAGUUUAAAACUACGUGUUGGAUUGUAAUAAAACUUUGCACAUACAAUGACAUGAGGUAUAUCUAGGGCUGAAACUAGUUUAUAUUGCUCCACCUUGCACCUUAUAAAACAAACAACAUAGAGCAAAAACAAGUUUUGUAUGAAAAUCUUAAAUUCGCUGUAUUUUUUUAAACUAUGGUAUCUGAGGCUACACAAACUAAUUACAGCCCUAGGUAUACCUUAUCCUAUUAUAAGUACCAAGUUUCAGAGCAAUCUAGCUAGUCGUUUUAAAAUGAGAACGUAAGUACGUUUCUAUGGAGAACCGAGCUUGCUGGGGACCCUAAAGUAUACUCAAAUAGCACGCUUAUUAGCAUGCUAUUGCAGAGCACGUGUAACAGUACCUUCAUCAUCAUCUCAGCCAUAAGACGUCCACUGCUGAACAUAGGUCUCCCCCUUAGACUCCACAUGUACCGGUUGGAAGCGACCCACAUCCAGCGUCUUGAGGCGACCUUAAUAAGGUCGUCGGUCCAUCUUGUGGGUGGACGUCCUACACUGCGCUUGCUAGUCCGUGGUCUCCACUCGAGCAAUUUUCGACCCAAACGGCCAUUGGCUGCCCAUUGCCACUUCAGCUUGCUAAUCCGAUGGGCUAUAUCGGUGAGACCGAACAGUAACUUAAGGAUUAUUAAUUUAAAACCUAUAAAACCUACCUGCCUGUAACUGCUUUCGUAAUUUUUCUAAGAUUGACAACUGUUGACAAUGACUGUCAAAUUAUAACGCCAAAACAUGGUGUUUACUCACUUUUCACCCUAAAUUUACAAAAUCUAUUAUAAAUUUGUAGUUUUAUCAACGAAAAGACUGUUGGAUAUGAGCGAGAGCGUGGGGAAGAAACUCUUCAUAGCACGAUGCGCUCCUUGCCACUCUAUGGAGUUGGGAGCAAAGCAUAAAGUGGGACCCAACCUUUUCGGAUUUUUUGGAAAAAGGUCCUGCACAUCUGAAGGCUUCGCAUACUCCGACGCUAUUGUGAAAAAGGCAUAUACUUGGGACGAGGAGACCCUGAACAGGUUUAUAGAAGACCCCAGGAGAGACGUCCCCGGCACCAAGAUGCUGUUCGUGGGGCUCAAGAAACCGCAGGAACGAGAGGACUUGAUGGCUUACUUUAGGAAAAUGUCCAAGUAAAGGCUCAGUUGCAAAUUCGUGAGGUUUUGUUACCGGGUUUUCACCAUGGUGACAAUUUUCACCUGACAGUGACAUAGUGCCGUACAUUCCUGGUUCAACAAGUAAAUAUUGCUAUGCUUUGACACUAGAUGUCUCAAGUGUAGCGACUGACGAGAAUUGUUUUUCUCAACAAUUUACAAUUAAUAUUACAAGCUAGACUUUUCGUUCGUCGGGACAUCUAUUGUCAAGUCAAGUUGGAAAAUACUUAAUCGCUGUAUUUUUUUAACCAUAGUAUCUAAAGCUACUUAAACUAAUUACAAGCAUAGAUAUACUUUAUCCUAUUGUAAGUACAAAGUUUCGGAGCAAUCUAGCUAGUCGUUAUAAAAUGAGAGCGUAACUACGUUUGUAUCGAGAACCGAGCUUGCUGCAAUAUAUUCAGUUAUUAUUGUAAAUCAACGCUAUAAUAUGUUAUUCCUUUUUCAUUUUCGUUACUAAAACAGGUGCGAAAUUCAGUAUAGGGACCGUGCGCGUUGGAGGGUCUGCCAUCUUGUGUCGGAACAAUAAACAUCACAUUUACACCUCGUGCCAAAAGUCUGACUGCUCCUGUGCUGCCUCCUACAGUUCAUGCACGCUCCCUAUUCUAAUUGUCUUCUGUGUUAUACUUCGUGUCAUCGACGUUGACGCGCAGAUUUGUCAGAUCUAACCUUUAUGACGAAAGGGGUUUCUUCAUACAAACGUAGUUCCUAUCUUCCUAUCUGGAUAUUGACAUUAUGGAAAAUAUUUUUGUAUAAUUAUGUGUAUAUUAACUGUAGGGGACGUUUGACUUUUUUCGAUUUUUGAUAAUUGUAUAGAUGAAGAGAAAAAGUGAUUUCAUACAAAUUUUUAAAUGCUCCUAACGCUUAUAAUAAUUUAAAAAUUCGAAAAAAAUCAAACGUAUGACCGAUAGGGAGCGUGCAUGAACUGUAGGAGGCAGCACAGGGGCCGACAUAUUUUUGGCGCGAGGCGUAAAUGUGAUGUUUAUUGUUUCGAUGUAGCCCACAAGAUGGCAGAACCUACUAUGCACAAGAAAACGCGUGACGUGUAAAUGUACAUGUUUAUGGUUCCGAUUCAGGCCACAAGAUGGCAGACCCUCCAACGGCUCCAACGAGCACGGUCCCUAUAGCUGUGUUAAAAUAUUUUCAAUAAUGUCUAUAUCUAGGGAGGAAAAUGAGGACUACGUUUGCAUGGAAAGGCGAUUUCGGACGGGUCCUCCUCUUUCGUCUAAAUAACAUUACAAUACAUAACAAGCCACGCGUCUUCGUAAAUGACACGAUCCUUACAUUUGUGCUGCCAUUUUUUUUAGUCAUGAAAUUGCUUGGUCAAAAUAUUUUAGAUCUGAAAGAAUUUUUGAAUACGAAAUUGUAAAAUGUGUGCCUAAAUUGAGUAAACGAUUUGAUUAUUUA
This is a messenger RNA of Cydia pomonella (codling moth), 2810 nucleotides long. Its product is annotated as cytochrome c-like. The coding region runs from base 1078 to 1389 and encodes 103 amino acids. NCBI's taxonomy places the organism in Eukaryota, Metazoa, Arthropoda, Insecta, Lepidoptera, Tortricidae. The record is from RefSeq and is a predicted model, not a curated record. The transcript is spliced from 2 exons. Gene Ontology annotation, molecular function: electron transfer activity; heme binding.